GCUCAAGUUUCAAUGUCUGCUGUUUCGUUCCCUCUCGUCUACCUUCUUUCUCAGGUUCCCUCAAGCUUUUGCCCGCUUCUCGAGCUGCAGGCUUUGAUCCAUUGCUAACUCGCUUGACUACUCCAGGCUCGAAGCACACGUUCUCAACCGCGACGCGAGGCCCUCCCCACCAUCCCUGACCAUGCUAGUGGCCGUUGAUCGACGCACCUCUCGAGCUUGUUGUUCGGAUGCCACUUGAGGCAGGGACGCGCCAGGUGGAAACAACAUGGAUCCCAUGGAAGAAGACACAACAGGAGGAAACCGUAACCCCCUUCCUCUGUGGUUACCGCCGCCGGGGUCCACGUCGAGCGGGAACAACACAACAGCACUUUCUCCAGGGACGUCAGCUGUGCCGGCGGGGUCCGCUGCGGCGCCGAAUGCAUCGAAGAGAAAGAGAGGCCUCGGCGUUGUGACACCCAAUGCCUGUACCGAGUGCCGCAAGAAACGCGCAAAGUGCGACGGACGUAAACCUUGCGGCAGGUGCAAGGGACAGAAGGACGUCGAGUGCGUUUAUGAGAUCCCGGUCCGCCAAUCGAAGGAGAAUUUGCGGCACGAGAUCGACCAGCUCCGGCGCCAGCAACGUAACAAUGAGCAAGUCAUUGCCGGCCUCGUCCGCCCGGACCUUUGGGAAGAGGUUCUCGCGCGCCUACGCAGCGGCCAGAGCGUGGACUCGAUAUCGGACUGGCUUGGAGGGGCCAUGCCUUCGGGCGGCGGCGCGCUACCCUCAAUCAGUCGGCUGCUGAACCAAGGGAGUGCCGCUCCACCCGGGCAUUCUAGUUAUGGCUCUGGCGCGCCGAGCAGCUACGCGCCGCACCCUCCCGGCCCAAGUGCGCUUAGCCCAGUCCCCGGCCAGCAGCAGCGUGGCAUCCGGCACGACGCGGAUCACCAGAGUCCCUGGGGAGGUCACUUCUCCAGUGGGAGUAACCCGACGCCGAGUGGUUCCCAUCCGGACACAGCGAAUUGGAACCCGGAAAUUGUCAGGACCGCUCAGUCGCGAGUUGGCACAUGGGUUGAGAGUCAAGUCGACGAUUCCGAGGCGGGAAGAGGGCGCGGCUAUGGGCAUAUCUUGCUCCCCGAGAUUCCCGAAAUGCAGGUUCCUCCGGGGACGUGGACGACAAUAACCAGCGACGCGGGGCUGGUGCAGCAUCUAUUAGCUCUCUAUUUCUGCUGGGAGUAUCCAACUUUCGCCUCGCUCAGCAAGGAGCACUUCCUCAAGGAUUUCAUGGAGGGUAGACCUCGGUUCUGCUCCUCCAUCCUCGUCAACGCGCUACUGGCCUUAGGAUGCCGCUUCUCGAGCCAGCCGAACACGCGAUCCAACCCGGACGACCCGCACACGUCGGGCGACCACUUCUUCAAGGAGUGUCAGCGCCUAUAUUACCAGGAACACAACCAUCACAAACUCACCACUAUUCAGGCCUUGGGGAUAAUGUCUAUAAGAGAGGCUAGCUGCGGCAGGGACUCGGAGAGCUGGUAUUACGCCGGCCAGAGCAUCCGACUGGCCAUUGAAAUGGGUCUUCAUCGGCUGCAGGACGAUGGCAAAGAUGAUGACGAAAGCGCAGUUCAGGCGGCUACUUUUUGGGGAGCUUUCGCUCUGGACCACGCAUGGUCAUUGGCAACGGGCUCGCUCCCUCAAUGCUCGUGUUUCCCUCGCCUUCCACCAAAGCCUGCGAUAAUAGACGAUAUCGAGGCAUCACUGUGGAUUCCGUAUACGGAUGACGGUAAACACGCCCCUUUUCAGAUGCCUCUCCUUCCGGAACUGAGUGGAUCACCAGGCGCGCCACUCCAGCGGUCCUGUGAGCAGCCGUCCAAUGUGCGGUCUGUGUAUAAAUGCUUCUGCGAACUUAGCGAGCUUGUUCACGAGUCAUUGUACAUUCUGCAUUCACCUGGGCGGCCACUCACAAGUCGAGAUCUGCUCACUAUUUAUACUCAAUACCUGAACUGGUACGACAAGAUACCGGAGGUGCUACGAUUGGGCCACAACUUUACCCCGGCCGUCUUGUUUGCACACAUGUACUAUCACUUUGCCAUACUCCUCCUCUUCCGUCCUCUUAUCAAACUCCGCAUCAUCGGGUCCAGCAUAUCCCCGCGCGAUGUCUGCUCACAAGCAGCGGAUGCCAUCACUGGGCUGUUGCGCUCGUAUGCACAACUUUACACACUAAGACGGACCCCGUCGUUCGUCCCAUAUUUCGUCCUCACCUCGUCGAUCAUGCAUCUAGCCAUAGCCGCAGCAGGCUCCAGCUCCCGAUCAGUCAUCAAAGAAGGGAGCGACGCGGCGCAGGCCGACCAGCCCCCACGAGGACCAGCCGCGCUGAAUCCCCACGUUAUCGACGCCCUCAGCCGGGGAAUCGCAGAUCUCACCGAGAUGGCGCCGUGCCAUCAUUUUGCAGAACAGGCACUCAACAUCCUAACAUUCCUAGCUAAAAAGUGGAACAUUGACGUCGAGAUCAAGACCAAGAUUGACGAUGAGCCCCGCGAGGUGGCAUUGGCCGAAGUAGACAAGUCCACGAGGCCGGUGGCGACCAGCCUUAAUUUCUUCGCCCCCAACUUCUUGGAAUCCGACUUCAACUCGACGUGGGGCAGCGGCACGGCAUCGGGGUCGGGCGCGGACACGAAGCCCGGCAGCAGGCCCACCGACGCCGCAGACCUGGCGGAUGCGCUGGAGAACCCGCUGUUCUGGCCGUUCCCGAUGCAGGGCCGUCCCAUGCUGCCGACGGGGAAGGAGCUGGAGGAGGCUGGGUUCGAGUUGUUCUGACCACUUCAGACGAACGACGCGCUGCCGGCAACGUCAUUUCCAGCAAAGCUACGUUACUGUCCGUUUUAUAAUCUUAGCGGGC
Molecule: messenger RNA, 2873 nt
Organism: Chaetomium fimeti
Lineage: Eukaryota; Fungi; Ascomycota; Sordariomycetes; Sordariales; Chaetomiaceae
Product: fungal-specific transcription factor domain-containing protein
Exons: 4
Coding region: 266-2791 (841 amino acids)
Biological process (GO): regulation of DNA-templated transcription; DNA-templated transcription
Molecular function (GO): DNA binding; zinc ion binding; DNA-binding transcription factor activity, RNA polymerase II-specific
Source: RefSeq, a predicted model, not a curated record